Molecule: messenger RNA, 2904 nt
Organism: Pogona vitticeps (central bearded dragon)
Lineage: Eukaryota; Metazoa; Chordata; Lepidosauria; Squamata; Agamidae
Source: RefSeq, a predicted model, not a curated record
GUUAAAAGCCUGCUUUUAAAAGCAAAGCCCUUCCAGUACCCUUUUCUCUCUCUUCACCCACCUCCCUCCUCCAUGCCUUCUUAUGGGCAUAUUGGAAUACAGCUGUUUUCCCCCCUCCUGGAGAUAACAUUUGCUUGGAUCUGCUUCUGGUGAGGCAGGUGACAGUCAUGGGACCGUGUGGGGCUGGGAGAGACCUCCAGCAGUAGGGAAAAGGCGGUCCAUUUGCUUCCAUUCUUUUGGCUUCUAUUGGAGAGGAAAGUGGAAGUCUCAGCCAGUUCUGGAGCUGGAAAGGAGCUGAAUGACAUGGAGGGUUGGAGCAACAAGGAAUUUCCAGAAAGAACUGGACAGAACAACCUUGAUACGGACUCUCUUGAGCAUGAAGUCCAGUGCCAGCAUUUUCGGGAAUUCAGCUACCAGGAGGAUGAAGGGCCUCGAGUGAUUUGUAGCCAACUUCAUCGUCUCUGCCGUCAGUGGCUGAAGCCAGAAAAACACACCAAGGCUGAAAUCCUGGACCUGAUCGUCCUUGAACAGUUCCUAGCUGUCCUGCCACCAUCAAUGAAGAUCUGGGUGAGAGAGUGCAAGCCGGAAACCGCUUCCCAGGCCGUGUCCCUGGCGGAAGGUUUCCUCCUGAGCCAGAGAGAGGAUAAGAAGGAGGAAGAGGAGCUGGUGAGAGUUCAGGGUUCUUCAGAAUCUGCCGCUGGCUCCCCUCUGGCAGUGGACUCCCCUUCCUCCCUCGGGCAGAGGCCACUGCUCCCGAGGAACAGGCUGGAGGGGAUCGGAGGAGCCGUCUCUCAGGGCAUUGAAAAUAUGCAAGGAACCUCUCCCUCAUCUCACCUUUGCAGAGGAAUGGAAGCUGUAUCUGUGCAGCCAGAACAGGGUCCUGUAACCUUUGAUGAAGUUGCCGUGAAUUUCACAGAGGCGGAAUGGGUAUUGCUGGAUCAGAACCAAAGGGCCUGCCACAGGGACGUUAUGGAGGAGACACAUGAAAAUGUGUUGUCUUUGGCUCAGGAGGGAAGACACAGCGAGAACCAGGAAGAAUUGUGUUGGGAAGGCUUGGAAACAGUCGUUUGUAAAGAGAGUCAUCUUCAAGGAAGGAUAAGUGAAGCAAAUUCACACAGUAGAAGUGAAGAUUUUGCUUUUCCACUCAGAGAUUCGCAAGAUUCUCUGCUCCAGGAAAAUAGAGAGAAAAGGAAGGAAACGGGUAAAUGUUCUUUGUACGGAAAUAACUGUAGUCUAAGUGCUGCUUGGACAAUCCACACGGGAGGGAGACCGCUGAAAAUCCCAGAAGGUGCCAAGAGUCUUUGUGAUUAUUCACCCUUUGGAAUUCAUCAAAUUUUUCAGAGCUUCGAAAGUAGAAAGAGCUUCCAGUACAGACCGAACCUUGUUCUCCCUCAGAGAACAGACACUGAGAAACCGUUUAAAUGUGUAGAGUGUGGAAAGAGCUUCAGUCACAACACAUACCUGGCUCGUCAUCUGAGGAUCCACACAGGGGAGAAGCCUUUUAAAUGCCUGGAAUGUGGAAAGAGCUUCCGACAAAGGGCCCACCUGGAUCAGCAUUUGAGGAUCCAUACAGGGGAGAAACCAUUUAAGUGUUCAGAAUGUGGAAAGACCUUCCGCCGCAGUGCAAAUCUUUCUUUUCAUCAGAGACUCCAUACUGGAGAAAAACCAUUUAAAUGCUUGGUCUGUGGAAAGUGCUUCUGUCACAGCACACAACUGGUUUGCCAUAUGAGGAACCACACAGGGGAGAAACCUUUUACAUGUCUGGAAUGUGGGAAGAGUUUCGGCCGGAGCACAACCCUGAAGAACCACAUGAGAAUCCACACAGGGGAGAAACCGUUUGCGUGCUUGGAAUGUGGGAAGAGCUUCCGUCACAGGGCAACCCUGGCUUGCCAUAUGAGGAACCACACAGGGGAGAAACCUUUUACAUGUCUGGAAUGUGGGAAGAGUUUCGGCCGGAGCACAACCCUGAAGAACCACAUGAGAAUCCACACAGGGGAGAAACCGUUUGCGUGCUUGGAAUGUGGGAAGAGCUUCCGUCACAGGGCAUCCCUGGCUUGUCAUUUGAGGAUCCACACUGGGGAGAAACCAUUUCAGUGCUCAGAAUGUGGAAAGAGCUUUAGCCACAGCAAAACCGUUAAAAACCACAUGAGAAUCCACACAAGGGAGAACCCGUUUGCGUGCUUGGAAUGUGGGAAGAGUUUCAGGCAGAGGGUGCAACUCACUUCUCAUCAAAGAAGCCACAGAGAGUGAGAGAGAAAAGUUUAAAUGCUUGGAGGGUCACGAGACUUUCAAGAAAGGGAGGCAUCUGAUUUCCCAUCGAAACAUUCCCCCCGGUGAAAACAUGACACGUCUGCCUCCAGACAUUGCAUCAGGGAAAUACAAAAUUGUAUAUCCUAUAGAAACAAAGAACGAGAACAGAUUUUUGUAGUUCCCAAAGAAACACUGGGGCGGAAUCUGAUUUUCUAAUGACUGCCGUGGAUUGUCCUCUUUCCCCCUUCACUGUCUUUUUUCCUACACCAAAAAGCAAACCAAACAAAACCAUGCAGUUCCCUUUCUAAGACGAGCCCUCCAGCCCUUUCCCCCCCACCCUAAAAGGCCUUUCCCCCCUUUGCACCCUACGCCCCCAAAGAACUGGCCCGGGGUUGAGGGUUGUUUUCUCUCCCCCAGAAGCGACUGUUUUUCAGCUAGCGGUGCAAACACCCUCCUUCCCCAUUUUACAUAUGCAGUUAUGAUAUGUGGCCACCCUCUCUGUGCCCGUGGGAAACAGAGACACGCUCCCUUUGGGGGUCAGCCCUAUCCUGGAUUCUCAUGCCUGCCUACCAGCUUUUUUUGCUUCUCCUUCAACUGACCGGGGAUGCAGGGAUCCUUUCCUCCUGCACUCCUUACUUUGGUUGUUGUGGGUUU